Alternaria novae-zelandiae is the source of this 2151-nucleotide messenger RNA. RefSeq lists its product as uncharacterized. Gene Ontology annotation, cellular component: membrane; endoplasmic reticulum. Lineage: Eukaryota; Fungi; Ascomycota; Dothideomycetes; Pleosporales; Pleosporaceae. Bases 1 to 2151 code for a protein of 716 amino acids. The record is from RefSeq and is a predicted model, not a curated record. Gene Ontology annotation, molecular function: mannosyl-oligosaccharide 1,2-alpha-mannosidase activity; calcium ion binding. Gene Ontology annotation, biological process: N-glycan processing; carbohydrate metabolic process. The transcript is spliced from 2 exons.
AUGAACUCGACACGCGACCCGUUCAACCUCCGCAGCAAAACAGCAUUCAAGACACCCUCCGCCUUCGCCGUCCUCCAGAACGCCGCCAACAAGAAAGCCUCGCAAGCCGUCGAAUCGACCAAGCAGGCAGUCGAGGCCACGAAACAGGCGAUCCAGGACUCAGAUAUGUCCUUCGCCAUCCCGCGCAACGUACCCAAUUUCGAGAGCGCGCAACGAAAGUUUGAAGAUAAUGUUUGGAACAAACUACCGGGGAACGAAAAGGGCUUGCCAAUGUAUAAGGACAAGCCUUCGGGGAAAAGCUAUGGAUAUGGCGGUGGUGCGAGGGGAAGGAAAGGCUUCCUGCGGAGUAAGAGGGGCAUGUCGCUGAUAGCACUGGUAGUGCUGGGGCUGUUCUACUGGUUCGGAUGGUCUAGUGGUGGCACAAACGUGGGCACAGUACAAGACGAGAAGGAUAGGGGCAAGAGCUUGUUGUCAAAUAUAGGUGGAAGUGCUGCCGGAAAGAAGAGCAAAGUUGACUGGGAGAAGCGGAGACAAGCAGUCAAAGACGCCUUCCUACUGAGUUGGAACGCGUACGAGGAGCAUGGCUGGGGCUAUGACGAGUACCACCCCGUUUCGAAGAAGGGUCGAUACAUGGCUGAGCCCAACGGUCUGGGCUGGAUCAUCGUGGACGCACUCGAUACUCUCAUGAUCAUGAAUCUCACCAAGGAACUCACUCACGCACGGCAAUGGAUUUCGACGAGUCUCGACUACGACAAGAAGCAGGAUGUCAAUACCUUCGAAACAACUAUACGCAUGCUUGGUGGUCUGCUGUCUGCACACUACUUGCAGGAGACACUUCCAGGCCUGAAGCCUGAGAACUCGAACGAGGAGGACCUCUUCCUGGAGAAAGCUACCGACCUGGCUGAUCGUCUUAUGGGCGCAUACGAGUCACCUUCGGGUGUGCCUUGGGCUAGCGUUAUCCUCCGCGAUGCCAAAGGGGAAGCCUCGCACGCCGACGGCGGUGCGUCCUCCACAGCCGAAGCAACCACCCUCCAACUCGAGAUGAAAUACCUAGCGUUCCUCACCGGUGAGGCACACUACUGGGAUGUGGCUGAGAAAGUAAUGAAAGUCGUGGACGACAACGGUGCCAAAGACGGUCUCCUGCCCAUUUUCAUCUACGCAGACAAAGGCACCUUCCGCGGAAGCGAGAUCCGAUGGGGUAGUCGCGGGGACAGCUACUACGAAUACCUCAUCAAGCAGUACCUGCAAACCCAGAAGCAAGAGCCAGUCUACCAAGAGAUGUGGAACGAGUCGCUAAACGGCGCAAAGAAGCAUCUCCUCACAUACACGAAGAACAGCCACUUCACCGUCCUAGCAGAGCGACCAAGCGGAAUCGAAGGCAAACUUCACCCCAAGAUGGACCACCUCGUCUGUUUCCUACCCGGUACCAUCGCCCUCGCUGCAACCGGUGGCAUCCCUCUCGCCGACGCGCGCAAAUUACCUACCUGGGGCAAAGCACAAGAAGAAGACAUUACCCUCGCCCGCGAACUCACAAAAACAUGCAUGGGCAUGUACAAAGUAACCGCCACAGGUCUCGCCCCUGAAAUCGCCUACUUCCAGCUCGACGACCCGCCCAAGAUGUACCGCACCGAGAUCCUCGCGUCCAAAUCCGAGCUCGACACCAGUGUUCCCGACAGCGAGGGCUGGAAGAGCGAUUUCGACCUCAAGCCAGCUGAUACGCAUAACCUCCAGCGACCAGAGACUGUAGAGUCGCUCCUGUACAUGUGGCGCAUAACCGGUGAUGACAUCUACCGGGAAUGGGGCUGGGAUAUGUUUGAAGCUUUCGUCAAGCACACUAUCGUAGAGGACAAUGGCGGGUUCUCUAGUAUCGGUGAUGUGACGAAGGUGCCUCCUCCGUCGCGAGACAACAUGGAGAGUUUCUGGCUUGCCGAGACGCUCAAAUACAUGUACCUCCUCUUCUCUCCCGAUGAUCUCCUCCCUCUCGAUCAAAUCGUUCUGAAUACUGAGGCCCAUCCGUUGCCUCGCUUCGACGCAAGCAAGAAGAGGUUCAAGACGGGCUGGGAACGUAUACCGCGGGACGACAAUGGUAAUCUUGUGCCCAAGGGCGAAGCUAAACCGGUGGAAACCAAGGCAGAAGACAAGACGACUUAG